AUGUCUGAACAACGACCUAGCGAACCCCCAACUAAAGCUCACAAGAGACACACUGCUCACCGACGGCGACGCGACGAUGAUGACUUUGAGCAAAGAUGGGGAGAUGAAGAAUAUGUCAAAGAUGAAGACCAGGCCCCAGAGCCAAAUUUUGCAGAAUCAUCAUCCAAACGAGUCAAAUUAUCAGACGGUUCAGCUGCCCCUCGAAUAAUAUCGCCCACACCUCCAACAGAAACGGCAGAAGAGAUAGCUCAAAGAGAAAGAGACCAAGAUCAAAAGGAACGGGAUGAAUUUGCGAAACGGUUGGCACACCGAGAUUCCGAAAGAUCUAAGAAGAUUAUCGAGGAUAGAUCCGGUGCGAAGGACAGUGUUGCGGCACAGAGACGAGCACUCGCCGACGAUGCCGCGGCUAGGACACAGGCAAUGCCCGACCUGAGAAUACGCUCACGACAGGACUACCUUCAGAAAAGAGAGGCGGAAAGACUCGCCCUUCUCCGGAAACAAGUCGCCGAGGAGCAAGCCGAAUUGAGAGAUAAUCCAGACCUGACUAGAAGGGAAAAGGAGGAAUUCGCGAGAAACAAAGAAGUACUGCGGUUGGCGGAAGAGAGGUUGAACAUUGAUGACCAUCUCGAUGGAUACGCUCUUCCAGAAGACUAUAUCACAGAAAAGGGAAAGAUCGACAAGCGAAAGAAAGAGCAAGCCCUUUACCAGAGAUAUGUCGACCGAGACGAAUCUGGGCGAGAAAAGUAUGUGACUGAACAUGAGGAGUGGGAGCGAGAACAGACAAAAAGAGCAGAAGGGCAGAUUAAGCGCGCUGAGUACGUCGACGAAGGGGACUAUGGCUACGUCUUCGAUGAAAGCCAGCAAAUGCAGUUUGUCAUGUCUGAGACACUAGGCGGAGAUCUUGGCCGAGGCAUGAACAGAGAACAGCGAGAGAUGGCCGAAAGAUUGAGUGCAGCAGAAGCCAAGGCAAAGAGUGUGGAAGAAACCCGAAAAAGCUUACCUAUUUACCAAUUCCGAGACGAGAUCGUCCAAGCUGUGAACGAACACCAAGUCCUAAUUAUUGUGGGAGAGACAGGAAGUGGGAAGACCACGCAAUUACCACAGUAUCUUCACGAAGCUGGAUUUACUAAGGGCGGCAUGAAGAUCGGCUGUACUCAACCUCGCAGAGUGGCUGCGAUGUCGGUCGCCGCGAGAGUAGCCGAAGAGAUGGGGAAGCGACUCGGUAACGAGGUUGGUUAUGCCAUCCGAUUUGAGGACAAUACAAGCGACAAAACUGUCCUAAAAUACAUGACCGACGGUAUGCUACUCAGAGAGCUCCUGACCGAUCCCGAGUUAUCGCAAUACUCGGCGCUGAUGAUCGAUGAGGCACACGAACGAACAGUCAGUACCGAUAUUGCCUGCGGACUCUUGAAGGAUAUAGCAAGAGCAAGACCUGACCUCAAACUUUUGAUAUCGUCUGCCACGAUGGAUGCUCGCAAAUUUCAGAAGUACUUUGAUGACGCCCCCAUUUUCAACAUUCCAGGUCGAAGAUAUGCCGUUGACGUUCACUACACUGCGCAACCCGAGGCCAACUACCUCGCUGCUGCCAUUACAACCGUAUUUCAGAUCCACAUAACCCAAGGUACGGGGGACAUAUUGGUUUUCCUGACAGGUCAAGAGGAGAUCGAAGCAAUGGAAGCAAAUCUCCAAGAGACGGCCCGGAAGCUGGGAAGCAAAAUUAAAGAAAUGAUCAUAUGCCCGAUCUAUGCAAAUCUGCCAACUGAUUUGCAGGCAAAGAUUUUCGAGCCUACACCUGCGAACGCCAGGAAGGUGGUCCUGGCGACGAAUAUAGCAGAAACAUCCCUUACAAUCGACGGCAUUGUAUAUGUGAUUGAUCCCGGAUUUGUCAAGGAGAAUCAGUACAAUCCCCGGACUGGCAUGGAGUCCUUGGUCGUCGUGCCUUGCAGUCGUGCCUCGGCAGGCCAACGAGCUGGAAGAGCUGGACGUGUUGGACCAGGAAAAUGCUUCAGGCUGUACACCACCCAGGCUUACAAGAACGAGCUGGAGGAAAAUACAACUCCGGAAAUCCAGAGGACCAAUCUCUCAGGCGUGAUCCUAAUGCUCAAAAGCUUGGGUAUCAAUGACUUGUUGGAUUUUGACUUCAUGGAUCCUCCCUCAACAGAUACCAUCGUGAGGGCAGUUGAACAGCUCUACGCAUUAGGGGCUUUGAACAAUGCGGGAGAGUUGACCAAGAUUGGCCGUCAGAUGGCUGAAUUUCCAACGGACCCUAUGCUUGCACGAUCUAUCUUGGCUGCCGAUAAAUUUGGGUGCACUGAAGAAAUCCUUUCAAUCAUCGCAAUGCUUGGAGAAGCUUCUGCACUGUUUUUUCGCCCCAAAGAUAAGAAAAUCCACGCUGAUAGCGCAAGGGCCCGAUUUACCAACAAGGAGGGCGGCGAUCACGUAUCUCUUUUGAACAUCUUCCAGGAGUGGACUGAUUCCGACUACAGUUAUGUCUGGGCCAAGGAGAAUUUCUUGCAACAGAGAAGCCUGACGCGGGCUCGAGAUGUUCGCGAUCAAUUGGCAAGACUAUGUGAUCGGGUAGAAGUUGAUCCAACCAAGACCUGUGGGGGCCAGUCGAAUAUUGAACCGAUCCAAAAGGCAGUUACAGCAGGGUUCUUCCCGCACUCUGCACGGCUACAGCGUGACGGGCAAAGUUACCACACAGUCAAGAACGGUCAAAUUGUUUACAUCCAUCCGUCUAGCGUUUUGAUGGAGAAUCAACCCAAGUGGGUCAUUUAUCAUGAGCUGGUACUAACCAGUAAGGAGUACAUGAGGAGCUGCAUGCCUCUGAAGCCGGAGUGGCUGGUAGAGGUUGCGCCACAUUACUACAAGAAAAAGGACUUGGAGUCACUAGGUGUCGAGCGGAAAGUACCUCGAGGUGAAGGCAAGGCUCAGAGUAAGAUAUAA
Molecule: messenger RNA, 2946 nt
Organism: Exophiala aquamarina CBS 119918
Lineage: Eukaryota; Fungi; Ascomycota; Eurotiomycetes; Chaetothyriales; Herpotrichiellaceae
Product: adenosinetriphosphatase
Exons: 1
Coding region: 1-2946 (981 amino acids)
Cellular component (GO): catalytic step 2 spliceosome; intracellular anatomical structure
Molecular function (GO): RNA binding; ATP binding
Source: RefSeq, a predicted model, not a curated record